This is a messenger RNA of Auanema sp. JU1783, 1503 nucleotides long. Lineage: Eukaryota; Metazoa; Nematoda; Chromadorea; Rhabditida; Rhabditidae. The record is from the annotation of a GenBank genome assembly.
AUGGCUGUUCGGGCAAAAGGUCAGCAGCUGGGACAUCUUUCCACAACUUUCUUUAACAUUCCUUCACUUUUCAAACAGAUGCUGGCUUACUUUAUAUUAGCUCUAUUCCAUAUUCCUCAUGUCUUUUGUACUCCUGAUCAGCCCGAAAUGACGUUCGAAGAACUGUAUCAGGAGGGUAAAGUUGCAUACACUGUCGGAGAAUGGGGCGAUUGUAUAGCAUUCAUGAGGCGUGCCUGGGAAGAUUACAAAUAUUAUGAGGAUGAGCUAAUUAGUUGCCGGAAAAAAUGUCAGACAGAAAUAGAAAAACCAGGAGAGGAUUUUUUCUCUCAAUAUCAUGCUGAAUCAGAAAGAGCUUUAUGUCAUUUAAGAUGUAAGAGAGAUCGCUUCACAGAUAUGAGGCCAGACUUGAAGAAAAUGACCACAUACUUUGACUUCAUGGAAAGAAAGCCUUAUGAAUAUCUUCAUAUAUGCUAUUGGAACAUGGGAGAAUUAUCUUUGGCAGUACAAGCAGCGUACACAUUCUUAAUUCAAAAUCCAGGACAUAAGAAUAUUUUGGACGCUUUGAAAUUUUACAUGGAACAACCGAAUUAUCAUGAUGAUAUGUUAGUUGACUCAUUGAAGAAUCCAUAUGAGCAACGAUACAUGGACGGUGUAUCAGCAUAUGAAUCUGAAGACUGGGGAAGAUGUAUACAUGAUCUAGAAGCUACAUUGGAAAAAGUGAUCGAAGAAGAUAGUAGAUGCAGAUUGGUCUGUGAAGAUAAAAUCGAUUGGUCAUUAGUUGAUGGGAAUCCAGAUUUGGACGUUCUUAUCACAAGUAUUCGCGCCUCCAUUAUCAGAUGCAAACAUAACUGUCUUUACCGCCUAAGUGUGGUCAACGGUCAUAAUUUGGGAAAUAUCAUAACUUCUAUCUAUGAGUAUCUUCAUUAUUGCCAGUACAAAUCCAUGUUGGGUUUGGAUGCAACACGGUCAGUCGCUACAUAUCUGCUUUUCGAUGGAAAUCCUUUGAUGCGAAGAAACAAGUAUUUUUACGAGAAAGAAUAUAAUAGGGCGGAGUUGUUCAAACCCGAUUCGGUUGUACUGGAGUUCUACAAGAAAAGGGUCAUAGAAGAACGUUACUUGAAGUUCAUUGAAGAAAAAUUCGUUUAUGAAAAUAAUGAGUUUCCUCCAGAACGUGUUGAUGACAAAAAAGCUUUGAAUCUUGAAGUUGUUACUGACGAUGAGUUUUCUUAUGCAUCUAUUCUGAAUCUUUUAUCAGAAAAUGAGUGCCGGCAGCUCAGAUCAGUUUUCCAAAAUGACUUGAUUGAUCCGCUUAUAGAAGAAAUAACUCGUAGAGUGAAACAUUACUGGCCAACAGCCAAAUAUGAAAGUAUAUCAUGCCAAAGACAGUCUCGUCAUGUCGCCUGCGAUAGAGCCCUCAUCCUAUCGACAGAACCAUCUGACUGUUCCGAAUGGCUCGGAGCUGUACACUCCGGAUGUGUUAUUGUUUUCUGCACUGAAGUGUGA